AUAAUGAGCUUCACUCAAGCUAAAUAAAUUUUUUAUGCGCUCUGGCAGCUCGUGCAGAAACAGCUGAGCAGUCAUUGUAGUGAAUUUUUCGUGGUUAACAAAAAAGUUCCGGAGCACGCAUUUUGCGGCAAUUUUUGCAAAUUAACUUGGUUUUAAAUGCAUUUACAAGCACAAGAUUGCAUAAAAAAGAAACAUAUAAGAAUUCGAAUCGAGUUGAAAUCUUGAAUACACUAAAGCGCUACAAAAUGUCUCGCGUAGUACGCCGCAAACAUGUGCUCAAGGAAAUGAUGGAGGAUGAUUUCGAAUUGCCCACCGAAAAACAACAAAUUGUGCGGGUGGUCAGUAGUCGUGGCAAUAAUCUGCAUGAAGUGGAAACACCCGAAGCAAAUGCGGAAAAUUUCCUAGCAUCUAUGCCGAAUAAGUUUCGUAAAAAUGUUUGGGUUAAACGUGGUGAUUAUGUGCUUGUGGAACCCAUCGAAGAGGGUGACAAAGUGAAGGCAGAAAUUUGUAAAAUCCUCACACCAGAGCACAUAAAGGAAUACACUAAAUCAGGUGUAUGGCCAAAAGCGUUUGGCAAAAAACGUGAACAUGACCAAGUAGCAAUGAAUAGCGACGAAGACACGGACGGUGAUGACUUGUUAAUGAGAAAUCCCAAUAGGCCGGCGCGAACACAGGAAGAUAGUGAUAGCGAUGCAGAGGAUGAUGAAGAGGAGACCUCAAGUGAUGACGAUUAAGAAUGUCUUGCAGUGUUAUGUAUGAUAAUUACUAUGCUACUGCAACCUUUCCACUUCUACCAACAACAAAUGUGUACGUUAUUAUGCUAUCAACUAAUUUGCGUUAUUUUUGCAACUGCGUAUGUAUAUUAUAAACUAUUUAGUGCAAAUUAUUUCAGUAAUGUUAAUUGAAUAGAUUGCUAGGUUUCAAUAAAUAGGAGCGAAACGCAACUUUUUCUGCAUUGUUUUUUUUCCAAAUUUUGCUUUUAUUUGCAUUUUUAUUCAAACUCUGCAAUGCUUAAGAUGCAAAUGUUACUUAAAGUGUAAAAAUCAGUAAAAAGUGCAAAAGCUCGAAAUUUACAUUUUUUUAUUUUCAUUUUUUGUAGUUUUAUUUUCGUAAGCAUAGCACUAACUUUUUUGUGUUUUAAUGAAUAUUUUUCGCUAAAUUGUAUGAGUGAUAGCAUUUAUUUAAUUCUUAAUUAUUAUAAAGCAUAUUCAGUGCUCCUAAGUGGACAUCGCCAUAAGCUAUUCACAAACGAGUCGUGUACCAAGAUAAAUAUUUACUACAUUUAUAAACGAAUAGUACUUUUCUUGUAAUUGAAAAGCAAUGGAAUGCAAAUGAAAAUAAAUUAUGUUGAGAACUAAGUUAAAAUUCAUAAAUUAUGUUUAUAAGUGUUAAAUUCUUAAAAAUUAUCGAAAAAUUUCAUUGUACACAUUGCCAUGUAAGCGUUGAAGCCACAAACUUUGGUAUACUUAUUCUCUUACAUCAUUUUGGUUUGAACCAAAUCGAGUUACAAACAUUGAAUUCUCGUUCAAUGCACAUACUUGGCGUUCUUUUUAAAUUUUUAAAUUAAAAAGCAAAUAAACUGAGGUUCACUGCUGCUUGCUGUCCAAUAACAGCUGAUAAGACUAGCUGGUGUUCACACGUAUCAAUCGUUCAUUUUUACAACAAAAAUUACAUAAUUCAGGAAAUUCCAAAAAAAAA
Molecule: messenger RNA, 1698 nt
Organism: Bactrocera oleae (olive fruit fly)
Lineage: Eukaryota; Metazoa; Arthropoda; Insecta; Diptera; Tephritidae
Product: probable RNA-binding protein EIF1AD
Biological process (GO): translational initiation
Cellular component (GO): nucleus
Molecular function (GO): RNA binding; translation initiation factor activity
Source: RefSeq, a predicted model, not a curated record